Messenger RNA from Sipha flava (yellow sugarcane aphid), 829 nucleotides. RefSeq lists its product as uncharacterized. The record is from RefSeq and is a predicted model, not a curated record. Lineage: Eukaryota; Metazoa; Arthropoda; Insecta; Hemiptera; Aphididae. Gene Ontology annotation, biological process: DNA integration. Gene Ontology annotation, molecular function: nucleic acid binding. The coding region runs from base 41 to 829 and encodes 262 amino acids. The transcript has a single exon.
GAGGAAUUAUACGAAGCCGGAAUAAUAAAACGUAUUCCAAAUGUCUAAACGGGAUAUCGCCAUAGAAUUACACAAACCUGCUAGAAAAAAUUACACAAGGCGUAGAGUUAAUGUUUAUGACAAAAACGAUCUUUGGCAAGCCGACUUGGUCGAAAUGAUACCAUAUUUAAAGCAAAACAAGGGAUACAAGUAUAUUCUAUGCGUUAUAGACUGUUUUACAAAAUUUGCAUGGGCAAUAGCAUUAAAAUCUAUAACUGCCAAAGAAGUUCCCAGUGCAAUGUCGAAAAUACUGCUUAAACGCGCACCAAAAUUAUUACAGCUCGAUAACGGUAAAGAAUUUUAUAAUUCUACAUUCGACGCAUUGAUGAAGAAGUAUAACAUACACAAGUAUUCAACUUUUAGCAUCACGAAAGCAUGCAUUGUUGAACGUUUUAACCACACAUUGAAAGAAAAAAUGUUUAGAGAAUUUACGGCGCAGGGCUCGCACAAGUGGUUUUCUAUUUUACCGAAACUGAUUAACGAGUACAAUAACUCAAAACACAGAACUAUAGGCAUGACACCAGUGCAAGCUGAUGCAGAUCCAAUGACCGUUCGUGUAAGCACGUAUAAAGGGUUAUUUACGAAAGGUUAUUUACCCAGCUGGUCUACAGAAAUAUUUAAAAUUGUGAAAAAUGAAACUUUACCUAUUACUUAUCAACUACAAGAUUAUAUGGGAAGACCUAUCGCCGGUUGCUUUUAUUCAGAAGAAUUAUUGAAAACAAAUUAUCCGAAUGACUACUUAGUAGAGAAAAUUAUCCGUAGGAAAGGGGACAAAAUUUUUGUUAAAUAA